Molecule: messenger RNA, 2455 nt
Organism: Fragaria vesca subsp. vesca
Lineage: Eukaryota; Viridiplantae; Streptophyta; Magnoliopsida; Rosales; Rosaceae
Product: filament-like plant protein-like
Exons: 6
Coding region: 125-2455 (776 amino acids)
Source: RefSeq, a predicted model, not a curated record
UACCCAAAAAGAUUUUUGCAGGCUUUGUUUAUUGAGCUUCUUUCUUCUUCUUCAGGCUGUAAUCUGAAAUCUAAAGAUGGAUACUCUGUGAUAUGCUAGUUGGGGCGCUGGACUGAAAAAUUCGAUGGACCGGAAGUGGUUGUGGAAGAAGAAGUCUUCUGAGAAGAACUCAGGCGGUGAAACUGAAAGUUCUGGUUCGGUGUCUUCUCAUUCUGAGAGGUGCUCUGAUGAACAGGAGGCACUUAAGGACUCUCCUAAUCAUGAUUCUCAAUCACCUGAAGUCACAUCAAAAGCUGUAUCCAGUGGUGAUGAUGUUAAUAAUAGUGUGAAGAGUCUGACAGAGAGACUAUCAGCUGCUCUUGUGAAUGUUAGCGCCAAAGAAGACUUGGUGAAGCAGCAUUCCAAAGUUGCUGAAGAAGCUGUUGCAGGCUGGGAAAAGGCUGAAAAUGAGGUGGCUAGCCUAAAGCUUCAACUUGAAGCUGCAGUUAAGCGAAACUCAGCUUUGGAAGAUCGCAUAAGCCAUCUUGAUGGAGCCCUCAAGGAAUGUGUUAGGCAAUUAAGACAAUCAAGAGAGGAGCAAGAGAAAAAUAUAAAUGAAGCUGUGAUGAAGAAAACCCAUGACUGGGAGGCCACAAAAGUGAAGCUUGAAUGUCAGAUUACUGAUCUCCAGAGAAAAGCCGAAACUCAUAGAUCUGGAGUUUCUGGUUUUGUUGAUCCUCAUCUUUCACGUAAGCUUGAAGCUUUGGAAAAGGAAAACUCAGCCCUCAAGCUUGAGCUACUGUCUCAGGCAGAGGAGUUGGAAAUCAGCACAAUCGAGAGGGAUUUGAGUACUCAAGCAGCGGAAACGGCCAGUAAGCAACAUUUAGAGAGUAUCAAGAAGGUUGCCAAGCUUGAAGCUGAGUGCCGGAGGCUAAAAGCUGUAGCUUCCAAAGUUCCUUUGGUUAAUGAUCAUAAAUCCAGUGCUGCUUCCUCAAUGUAUGUGGACUCUUGCAUGGAUAGUCAAUCGGACAGUGGAGAGCGGCUAAGCGUGAUGGACAUUGACUCCCAAAAGAUGAAUCACUCAGAUCCAAAUAAGCGUGAUCUGGGCGUCUCUGACUCAUGGGCGUUGGCUUUGGUUGCAGAGCUUGAUCAAUUCAAGAAUGAAAAAGCAGUGAACAAAGAUAUGCCAGCCUCUUCUGUUGACAUUGAUCUCAUGGAUGAUUUUCUUGAGAUGGAACAACUUGCUGCACUGCCACUGCGUGAAAGUGAAUCUGGUUACCUGGAAUCAGAAGCCAUAGUUAAUGUCUCCAACAGUAAUGAAAUUGCCUUGAGAGAUGAACUUGAAGCUAUGAGUCAUCGGACAGCAGAAUUGGAGUACAAGUUAGAAAAUUUAGAAGAAGAGAGAGCUGAAUUAGAAGCCAUGAGUCAUCGAACAGCUGAAUUGGAGUAUAAAUUAGAAAAGCUGGAAGUAGAAAAAGCUGAACUUGAAGCCACAAGCCAGCAGGCGGCUGAUUUGGAGGACAAGUUGGAAAAGUUGGAAGUAGAGAAAGCAGAACUAAUAAACAUGAGUUAUCGGGCAGCCGAAUUGGAGGAGAAGUUAGAAAAGUUGGAAGAUGAGAAAGAAAAGUUGGAAGUAGAAAAAGCACAACUAGAAUCCAUGAGUUAUCAUGCAACCGAAUUGGAGAACAAGUUAGAAAAGUUGGAAGCGGAGAAGGAAAAAUUGGAAGUAGAAAAGGCUGAAUUGGAAACAGCCUUGGCCAAAGCUAGAGAAUGUUACGUGGCAUCAGAGUUUCAGCUUAAAGAAGCAGAAAUGAUGUUGGAGGAGUUACAGAAGGAACUGAAAAUUGCAAGAGAGUCAAAGUUGAGUAUUGAGUCUCAGCUCAUUAGCAUAGAAGCUGAGGCUCGGACAAUGUCUGCUAAGGUUAACUCCUUAGAAGCAGAGGUCCAAAGGGAAAGGGCUUUGUCAGCAAAAGUUUCUGUCAGAUGUCAAAAAUUAGAGAAGGAGCUAUCAAGAAAGAAUGAAGAAGUCGAGUUUCAGAAAGCUGCUUGCUCAAAUAGUGAAUCAAAGAUAAAGCAGGAAGACAUAGCUGUAGCUGCUGGAAAACUUGCCGAGUGCCAGAAAACAAUAGCAUCUCUUGGGAAUCAACUGAAAUCACUAGCCACACUAGAAGAUUUCCUGAUUGACACCGCAAACAUACCAGAAUUUUCUGCUGCUGCUUCACGGAUUCCUAGAUCUGAUGAAGAAUGGAAGAUGCAUUCCAAUGGCACAUUUUCACCUAAACGAGAUUCUGUGUCAAAACAAGCUGUUGAGAGUUCUGGACUUGUAGCAAAUAGGAAUGAGGAUAAUUCUCCACCAUGUUCAUCUUCCUCAUCCUCCUCUACUGUAGUGUCAACUCAUGUCAGUUCUGAGAAGAAUCGAAAUGGGUUUGCCAAGUUUUUCUCUAGGACAAAGAGUGGGAUUCGAUUAGAAAUUUAG